AGUUAAGAAGCUGCAGCCGCAUGUGCUCGAUAUAAAUGUCAUGAAUUUGCUUUAUAUUUAUCAGAAAAGUCUACUUAAUCAAGGGAUUUCCAUUUUUUUCCCUCAUCCCCACCUGUGGCAGGAAUUGAAGAUGUGUCCAGACAACUCAAAGGGAUUCAAUGGAAGCUGCGACCGUAUCAAACUCGGAAACUUGGAUUGAACUCCGACUGAAGUUCAGGUAGAGAGAGGACCGCUGAUCGAACAGUUUUAAGCAUCGACACUUGGUUUGGUGAGAGGAAAAAACGCGAGACGCGUGCGCUUUCCUCUGACCAUGAUCAUGGGCACCAUGCGCUCCUCGCCGUGUGCGUAAGCUGCUGUGGAGGAUUCACACAUUAUGAGACGCCAUGGCAUGGUGUGACCGAGGGGUUCAGACUCUGCUGGCCAUCGCGGGGGCCUUCGCCGCCUUUAGUCUUAUGACCAUCGCCAUCGGCACCGACUACUGGCUUUACUCCCGGGCUUACAUCUGUAACGCCACUAACGCCACCACGGACGAGUCCCAGAUGCAAACCAAGAAAGUCAAAGGCGACCUGACGCACUCCGGGCUGUGGAGGAUCUGCUGUAUCGAAGGUAUCAACAAAGGAAGCUGUUUUCGGAUCAAUCAUUUUCCAGAGGAUAACGACUACGAUACAGACAGCUCAGAGUACAUCUUACGUAUAGUGCGUGCAUCAAGCCUAUUCCCCAUCCUUAGUAACGUUCUGCUGAUGUUGGGUGGCCUGUGUGUUGGGGUUGGACGCGUCUACAACAACAAGAACAACAUCCUGCUCAGCGCUGGCAUUCUGUUUGUGGCUGCAGGCCUGAGCAACAUCAUCGGCAUCAUCGUCUACAUCUCCAGCAACGCCGGAGAUCCCAGUGACAAGAAAGACGAGGACAAGAAGAACCACUACAACUACGGCUGGUCCUUUUACUUUGGCGCCCUCUCCUUCAUCGUGGCCGAAGCAGUGGGCGUCCUCGCGGUCAACAUAUAUAUCGAGAAAAACAAAGAGACACGCUUCCGAGCCCGGCGUGACUUCAUCAAGACCACCUCCUCCUCUUCGCCAUACUCACGCAUCCCAAGUUACCGUUACAGACGAAGGCGCUCACGCUCCAGUUCAAGGUCGAGUGACCCGUCCCGCGACCCCUCUCCAGUGGGGAUGAAGAUCGGUGGAGGAAGUGGUGGAGCAGGAGGAGGAGGAGGAGGGUUGGGGAUGGGUUUGCCAAUGGGGGAUAUAUCUCUGUACGCCCUCAGUAGGGACCCUCUGAAGGGCGGAAGUGCGACUGCAGGGCCCUACAGUCCAGAGAGGGACUCUGGGUUUUUACAAGUCCACAACUGCUUUCAGAAGGAUGUGAAAGAUGGAGUGAACAGGAGGACCACGCCGGUAUGAGGUCAGGAGUGUAUAGCUGUGUAAAACAAUAGGCUUUAUGGAGCACAUUAGAUAUUGUACAGCUGAUGAGAAAGGACAACUCCUCCCCGGGGCUGUUCAGGCAGCGGCAAUGUUGAAAGGUCAGGCCUCAAAAUUGUUUUUCCGUUGCGUCCCUCUGUGACAGAAAAGUGCCAAUCUGUGUUGCAUUUGGAGGAAGAGGGAAGGUGAUAUCAGAACAACUUUUUACGAUAUCUAAAAUGUGACUGCAGACUGUUUGUAGCAACAUUUGAAGAGUUUAAUUCUAAAAUGUGAUACCCACCAUGUGUGAGUGACUUCUCCUCCUCCUCCUGAAAAAUAUCAUAUAUCUUCGGGUAUUCUUUAAAAGAUAAUUGCUUGAUUAAAGAAUUAAGCUUUUAUAGACUUGAUGCUCAAUAUAAUACAGAUUCUGAAUAUUGAACUUCAGGUAAUGAUGUUUUGUAUAGCAUUUUGGAAAAGAACGUAUUUCUUUUAUUCUGAGACAAAAAGAUGUUUGUCUCCAAAGUUGUUUGCUCAAAUGAAGUGAUUCAUGUGAUUGUUUGAGUAUUAUUGUAUUGUAUUUGUUUGUAACUUAACACAACUGGUGCUAACUUAAUCUGUACACCUUUGAUAGUCUUAAGCCUUCUCAACUGCCAUUUAAAUACUCCUACUGUAUCUCAAUAACCUCUCUCUUAAGCUUGUGUGAGUCAGGUGGUAAAUAUGUGUGCUGCGGUAUGUGAAAUGUGUGUUAUUGCUCUGAGACACUGCCACGCUAUGACACGUAUGGAUUUCUGUAGAUAUAUAGCGACAAAAAUAAACAAGGCACACAGUAAUGUCAGUACAUUCCAGUAUGCUGUGUGAUAUAUCGGUGUAAACAUUGUUUGUACAGACUGUGCCGUUUGCUCUCCAUUCGCUCAGGGACGAUGUAUGGACACAAAUGAAUCUUUCUCAAUUUUAGAGAUGUAGAGCUUAUCACAAGAGAGAACAAAUAUGUUUCAGUUGUUUUCCUUAUCUAAGCCAGACAGACUGUUACUGUGUGUAAAAACAGAGGUGAGAUCACGCUGUGUGUGUUGCUGUUAAUUAACAUGUGUCUGUUCUGCCUUUGUGUUAAGAGGGUUUUUGAUAUAUUUGUAGUCUAUGCGGAACUUCUAUUCAAAGUAUUUCUGUAGUCUUAUUGCCCCAUAUCAAUUUGUUGUCAUUAUAAUUUCAAAGGAAUUGAAAGUUUGUGUUACGUGACGUCUUAAAUUUGACAGCUGUCUUUGCAUGACAUUGAAAAAUGGCAUUAUUAUGGCAAUGGAUGGCUACAUCUGUACACAUAUCCAGUUAAUCUCUUGAUCUGUUCGGGGGUUAAAGGGUGAGUUUGGCAUUUUUCAGCUUGGUCCCUGUUUUUACAUGUUUAUGUGUCUAAGUGGCUAAUGGGAACAAUUUUUGAAAUUGGUCCAGUAUUGAGUGAGAGCACUGCAGCCAGCAGCCGUGAAACAGAAUGCAAUGUAACCACUUGGGGGCAAUUAUGCACUGUGAAUUUAUGCUCAAUCACAGUGCUUGUUUUUGCCUCUGACAGGCUCAGAUUAUUAUUCUAAGUGUCUGAGAAUAUUGUUGAAAGGAUUCCUUACAGAGAUAGACCUUUUUGUGAAAGAGUAAGAUCCUUUUUGUUAACCAGAAACAGCCUCAGUUUGCUAUCAUUAAACCCAACAGACCACAUUUAAAUAUAUAGUAAUUUUAGUGAGUAGAGAGCUAGAAUAUUUUCACAUUUAACUGAGUUAAUUAAGGGUUUAUUUCAACCAAACCAGAGUUAGUGAUGUUGGACUAGUGGAAAGACAAAGUAAGAUGGCUUUUGUGAUUUUAUUUUGUUUUUGUCUACUUUUGAUAAAGUGUGUCUUACAUUUUUAAAAUGAUCGUUUAUUUAAAUGGAGUCUGGUGGGUCUGGUGAUGGUGAUUUCAGGGCUGUUUCUCAUUAAAUAAACAGGAUUUUAUCCUUGAUAAAAAGCUUCUAUCUCUGUAGGGUAAUUUCCAUAAUGCUGUUGGACACGUAUAUGAAAAAUCUGAGCUCAUCAGUGGCAUAAACAAGCACAUUUAGAAGAUAUAAACUGACCGUAUGAACAUGCCCUUAGUGUUUAGACUUAGACAUAAAUGGGAAAAUAGGAUCCAGCUAAGUCCAAAUUUAUCCUUUAGUGCAAAAAGUUGUUUUCUUUUUUGUAUGUUAACAAGAAAGUAAUGACAAUAAAAGAAACUGAACAACAGCAACAUGAAACAGAAAAUACAUUUUGUCACAUUACAGUGAAAAAGGAGACACGGGGGGAACAGGACAGAUGACAGUCAUUUUACAUGCAAUAAACAAAUUGUGUUACAUGGUUUGAUUUUGUUGUGCAAGGUUUCUGUGAUUUCGUCUAGAGUGGAGUGUUCUGUUGACAAAUUGAGCCAGUGUUAUAUGAUCGUUUAGCCGCAGUUAAUGCUAUUAGUGUUGUGUGACAUUAAGUGCAGAGAGGUUACCCAGGGGUGACGUGGUUGGACUCAUGGGGAUGCUGAGGCAGAAUAUCUGGGAUAGCUUGCUUUUGACCUCCGACCAGUAAGAUCAAAGCGUGCAGAGUGUGAUGGCAUCUGUUGCAUGUGGACAGUUAGGGCAUUUUGUAGUACCAGAGAAUCCCACGAGGAAGAGUUGUCUUAGCCCUGUGAAGAACCUUUGUUGCAUUAAUUGGAAAGUGUUGGAAAAUGUCUUGUCGCAUUCUACUUUGUCAAUUUUGGGAUUUUUGUGUGUUAAGUUCUGAUAUCAAUGUAGGUACUGAUACAGUGUUUUUGUGAUGAGAAAAAAUAAACAUAUAUAUACAUUUUGGGGGGCCUUCAGUGACUUUAAUUAUGGAUGGGUGUAUCAUUAUGGAAAUACUGAUGUUUAGGUUCUCCCUCUUUCAGCUGGUCAAAGGUCAUGAACAAGCCACCACUGAAUAGGUGCCCCACCCAGGCUGACACCUCCCCUCUGCUUCCAUGCUGUGAAGAACAAAAAUAACCCUACCCCUGAACCUGACCCUGACCCUGACCCCCGGUCAGGACUCUUUCCAUUCAGCCACAUGCUCUGACUUUCAUUACAUCACAUUAAAUACCAGCUAUCCUAAAUAGUGACUGCUGAGGCUCAACUAAUUACACUUAACUUCAGUUUUAGACUUGCUUGUGGUUUAAUGCGAAAAUAUGAACGAAGAAUUGGUCCACUGCGUUUGUUUUUCUCUAUAGAGGAAGUAUUUAGCUAAUGACGCGGGGCUGAUGGGCCUGCUAGGCUCUGCUAUGAAACUGUGUGGCAGACAGUCAGGCAACCACAGGGUGUUAAAGGAAAUCGGCAUCAGCCAACUUAAUGCUUGACUGAACUAACAGGCUCCCAAAUGCUCAUCCAGACUUCAAAAAGCUUGUCUCCUUGUCUCCGAACAAAAGCCGGAGCAAAGCAAGCGUUGUGUGUGUGUGUGUGUGUGUGUGUGUGUGUGUGUGUGUGUGGAGGGUUAGUAAAAGUUCAAAUUACUCAUUCUUGGUAUAGUACAUGCUCGACUGGGUCCCAUGUCAGCUCCAUGGUUUGUUUCCCAGUUGAAUAUUUUUAGCAGCAGUUGGAAUUGGCUUAAUUUGGUCGUUGGUUAGUGAAUCAGUGUCACGGCGGUUGCCAUGCGUACUUAAAUGACAGUGCCAUGAGAGGGCAUGUAGUUUGUGUGAAAUCUCUCUCCCAGCUACUAUUGUCAUUCAAGUCACUGACAUGGACAAGGGGAAGCCUCGAAUUAGAAUUGACUUAUUUUCAUUCUGCGUGUGUCUGAUGUAUCUUUGUCAUGCCAAACCAGUCUGAUGACCUUGUUUUCCAUUCCAGCCCUGAAUUUGAGCAAUUCCUCUUCACCCCUGUCCUCUGUCCAUCACCCAGGCUGUUAAGCCCCAUGCAUUUGAAUGCCAUGGACCCUCACUGGUAUUUUCAUCCACAAUAUAGCUGCGCCUCCACUCCCUCCUGUCGUGUGCCAGCAAAAUGUCUCCUCCAGUAAUUGAGAGGAAAAUGGCAGGGUCACCUCUCCACGCAGUCACAGAAGUAGCCAACGUGCUUGUUAGCAUCGGUACCUUGCUGUGCAGGUCGGAUAAAAUAACGCUUUGGGAUCUCAACUCAGGUUCUGCCUUUGUAACUUGAUUUGCUGGCAUGACAAAUGGUUCAGCACCCUUCAUGGUUCACACUUAAGCUAUGUUUAUACUGAACCUGAUACACCCGACGCCAUAACAAAACAUUUACAGCCAGCAAUGAUUUCUUUAAAAAGCACUUUAACAGCUGUAAUUUUAGUCGAAGAUAUUUUGAAUUUAAUUAUAGGUCAUAUGUCUCCUCUUGUAGGAGGAAUGAUUUGUGCUCAUUGCUGAACAAUAUAAUUACAAGUACAAUUUGCAGGUGUAAGUGUUACAACAAUUCAUUACAAAUCUGGCAUACAUUUGUAUAAAACAGAGCCAUUAACCUGACAUUAGAUUUUCUGUCAUUAAAUAAUGACUUGUUUACCUCAUUUUAAGCCCUCUUGAAGAUAUUUGUGCACACAGAGAUAAGAUCUUCAUCAAACACAGGACAAAAACAACAUAUUUUUCUUUUCUAAAACCACAGUGUCUGACUAGUAUAAUGUCAUUAACUGUCGCCAGUGGUGAGAGCAACAUUGAACACCAUGUUGCUGCUUGGAGAGCCAUUUUAUUCAUUCAUAUGAGGGAAUAACUGUUAAGAUGUUAAUUUAAUAUUUUGAGAUCUUCACACUGUUUAUUUGCACACCAUCUAUUUAGAGGUGACAGGAUGGAUGUUAAAGCCCGAUGUGAUUUCCUCCUGAGUGAUCCCAUCUCCGCAGGCAGCGCCCUCUCCUCCCUUUGAAAAUUUAAAGUGGCUGAGAUUUCUCCCAGCAGGUGGGCUUGAUUCCUCGCUCCCUGUUGAUAUAUUGGUGUCAUACUGUCGAUCCAGGAACCGCAGGUGUCCAUUACCAUUACCAUGACAUCUGUCACUGUGCUAAGACUGGAUUUAGCCGGCAGAAGUUAGAGCUUAACCUUUUUUUAUCCGCUGUGGCACAUGAAAAACAGCAGACCGUCAUGGCUGUAAUUUGCAAUGUUUGCAGAAAUGCAGCAUAUCCGAGAACAAGCAGAAAUCACCUGCUUUAAACCUGUGAAUAUGACCUAAUAAGCUCUUUCAAUACGUUUGACAGGAGGUGAGAAUAAGUCCUCAGGUGACAUGAUGACACAAUGACAAGAUGUCUUCUCCCCAGUAAACAUUAACAAGGUUAAAAAUAUGAGGGCAAUUAAAUAAAUCACUGGUGUGCAUCAGUGUUUUUUUUUUUUUAGAUUGGUUGAAAAAAUCUGCCUUUUUAAAAUGGGUCGGGAUUUGACAGCUAAGCCAUACAUAAUGUGGAAUAUUAUCCAGCAAAGAGAAAUGUUCUCCCCUCAUCCUAAAAUGGCCCUAAAUCAAUACUACCGUACUUCCUUGUUUUAAAGCGGUACAGUGAAGCAGCAGUGUUGUGUGUGUGUUUGGCAAACCUCACCCCAAAAGCUCCUGUACUUUCAGAAAAUACUACCCUCUAAUCAGGGACUUUUUGGGAGGUAAAAAGUAGUCAUUUAGAUCCUGGUCCCAGCAGCCAAAAUGCAAUGAGAUCUUGAUCAUGGGGAAAGUUCCUGGGGCUCAUGAUAUCAGGAGAAUCAGAUGGUUAUAAUGAAGGAUUUCAAAAUGGUGGUGAAAAAAGAAUCAGAAUUUUAAAGUCAUAGCUGUGAGAUUGGUACAGAAAGAUUUUUGGUGUGUUCUUUUAGUUGUUUUAUCUUUAAUUGUGCUUCAUACACCUUCAACCCUCUAUGGUCUGCGUGUCUGUUUCAGCUGAGGGCUUG
This is a messenger RNA of Epinephelus fuscoguttatus (brown-marbled grouper), 7238 nucleotides long. Its product is annotated as voltage-dependent calcium channel gamma-4 subunit-like. Gene Ontology annotation, biological process: regulation of AMPA receptor activity; positive regulation of synaptic transmission, glutamatergic; neurotransmitter receptor transport, postsynaptic endosome to lysosome. Gene Ontology annotation, cellular component: postsynaptic density membrane; voltage-gated calcium channel complex; AMPA glutamate receptor complex. The record is from RefSeq and is a predicted model, not a curated record. Gene Ontology annotation, molecular function: channel regulator activity; voltage-gated calcium channel activity. The transcript is spliced from 4 exons. NCBI's taxonomy places the organism in Eukaryota, Metazoa, Chordata, Actinopteri, Perciformes, Serranidae. The coding region runs from base 384 to 1400 and encodes 338 amino acids.